GCUCCAUGUUCGAUUGCUUCUGCUUGAGCUUUGACACUUGUUAUCUUGAGGAUGUUUUGAUCAGUGUAACCGAAAAUGGCAAUGUGUAGUUCCCCGCUAUGAACCUGGAUAGUUCGUUGAAUCCGAUUUUAACAGAAGGCUCAAUGACUGUUGUCUCACCGGGUGAUGUCACUCCAAUCUCCCUUACAGGUUACGAUCUAGACCCGAUUUCAAGUUUGCAGCCGGGGGAUUCUGGGAAUCAUCCUGACAUUGUCACUGCCGGCGGGCUUAGUAGCGAAGAUGCGGAGGAGAGCAGUUCUGCACCUGCUGCCUUCAUAAAUGGUGUACCUGUCACUGUGUCUGUUCAAAAUGUUGAUGGACAACAGAGAAUAGUGUGUGUCGCGACAGAUGCUAGUGGGGGCUCUGUGUCAUAUGUGGGCCAACUCACCACGGAGGCCAGUCUCGAAUUUCAGACAGAGGUCCCCCCGCAGCCCUUGCUGGCAGACGAUGAGUUGUCCCCACUGCCCCCAGGGGCCGAGCUGCUCUCCGUCCACCCCCAGCCCACACCCCUACAGCACCUGGAGCCCCUGGAACCCCUUCACCCCUGUCUUCUCCCGGAGGCGGAGUCAGAACCCCGGGACCAGGACACAGAAGAGCCUAAGAAACGGAAAGGCGGCUGGCCAAAGGGAAAGAAGAGGAAACCUCAGAGGGAGUUCUCGGCACCGCGCGCGCCAACCACAGGGUACGUGAUCUUUGUGAACGAGAGGAAGGUCCAGCUGAAGUCGGAGAACCCAGACCUCCCCUUCACUGAGAUCACCAAGAUGCUGGGCGUCCAGUGGUCUCAGCUCUCCCUGGAGGAGAAGCAGAAGUACAACAACGAGGCAGAGAAGGACAAGCAGCGCUACAUCAGGGAGCUGAUCGCCUACCAGAACACUGAGGCCUACAGAGGCUUCCUGAGGAGGAAGGCCCUGAACAGAGUCAAGGAUCUCUGCGGCACCCAGGGUGUGCUGUGUGAUGAAGCUGAGCUUGAAAAUGAAGUCUUCACGCUGUCACAAAUGGAUGGGGAGGAGAACAGCGAUUUGUACUGCCGUACCUGUAACCAGUACUUCAGCUCUCUACACAACAAGAAGGAGCACCUGCUGGGCAAACAACAUCUGCUGACACUCACAGAGGAAUUUGAGAAGGAGAGUGGCAGCCAGCGAAAAGUGGCAGAGCCUGAGGAAGAUCCAGAUGAAGAUGAGGAAGAGGAAGACGACGAGGACAGGGAGCUAGCGCGACUGUGUGGUCUUACCGCUCUGGACCUGAACAGCCUGGAAGAGCUGCUACUUCGACAGGUCAACCUGAGAGAGUUCGAGCUCCAGGAGCUGAAAGACAACCUGGACCAGGAGAGGGAAAGGCAGGAGCGGCUGAACUCGGAGCUGCAGGAGCUGCAGAAGAGGAAGAUGAGUCUGGAGGCGGAGCUGCAGGGCCUGAGGGAGAGUUGGCCAACUCUGGAGUCUCAGCUGCACUGUCUGAAUAUGGUUCCUCUUCUCUUCCAGUUCCACAUCCAGAUCAUAGACACCGGCAGCUCUGUCAUACAGAAGCAGAAUCUGGCUAAAUCUGUCCAUUCUCUGAUGAAGUGAGAGAACUGCAGGUGAUGUGAAGAUGGCGGAAGAGCGCACAGGGUGACGAACGCUGUGAAAACACCGGCGCGGGUCUUCCCACGUCACACGCUGCACUGACAAACUGGACGGGUGACGGGACGCACUUUACGCAGAGGGCCCUGGAAACGGCCCAACGGCGGCUUCCUUCAUUCAUUCAUUCAUUCAUUCAUUCCUUCCUUCUGUUCGUUUGUUCAUGUUUGUUCGCUGGGUCUUAUUACAGUGGAUCGGUUCUUCUCCUUGGAUCAGUUCUCAGAUCUUACAGUUAAGGCUUGAUUCUUUGUUCAUUCAGGUUUAAUUUUUAAUGUGAAGAUAAGUCUUAUGCUGUAAAUACAUGCCUUAAAUGGUAAAGUACUGUACUACUCUGCAUGAACAAAAGGUAAUGAAACAAACACUUUUAAAAAAUUGACUAUCCAGUCUGCUGUAACGUUGCAGCGAUGUUGUUUUUGCACUUACCUUGACACUAGAGGUCUACUGCAUGCUUAUGCACUAAAACCCACGUCACUAAAUCAUUGAUGUGAUGAUGGAUAUUUUUGGAGUUUUAAUGGUAGUUUUGGUAGAUUUCUGUGCUGUAAAAUAUAAUGUUCAAUUUUAAAUGUAGAGGAAACUGCACAAAGUUAUUUUGAGAAUUCCACCUCAGAUGUAGCUUGAGAAAAUCUAAAUACAAAAUGUUAGUAAUGUUU
Anguilla rostrata (American eel) is the source of this 2302-nucleotide messenger RNA. Its product is annotated as high mobility group protein 20A-like. Gene Ontology annotation, cellular component: nucleus. The record is from RefSeq and is a predicted model, not a curated record. NCBI's taxonomy places the organism in Eukaryota, Metazoa, Chordata, Actinopteri, Anguilliformes, Anguillidae. The transcript has 13 exons. The coding region runs from base 99 to 1601 and encodes 500 amino acids. Gene Ontology annotation, biological process: regulation of gene expression.